AAAUAAAUGGCUUUGCUCGGAGACGACGGCCGCGGCUACGAGCUGGCCUGCAAGCUCGAGUCCUGCAACGUAUGGCGAACCUGGCUCGGCGACUCUGCCUACUCCACCUUCGUCCACUUCCUCACCUCCCCUUCCUCCUGGGAGUCCUUCAUGCGUUCCGACCCCUCCAAAUCUAGGGCUCAGAUCCUCCUCCAACUCCGCGCCCGCGCUCUCCUCUUCGACAAGGCCGCCGCCUCCCUCUUCCUCCGCCCCGACUCCACUUCCUCUUCCGUCUCCAACCUCAGUCCCAACUAUUUGCAGUUGCAUGAUGAUGACGUGUACUCCACUCUCGAGAGUUCUGAAGGAGUUCAGGCUCAACAACAGCGUGACGCCUCCAAGAUUCAAUCAAAAGCAAGGUUUGGUUUUGGAUUGAGAUAUGGAGAUUCUGAAAUUGAAAAUAAGGCAGCGAGAUUUAAAAUUGAAGAGCUGCCUGAGACCUGGUAUGAUCAGGUUGAUGAAAGACAUCGAGUUAGCAAAAUGCAUAGGUUGUCAUCUGCAGAACGAGAAUCAGAGAAACGUACUCCAGAGGAGAUGUCUGCUUAUCUUAAGCUUGCCGCGAAGCAUAAGAAGAGGUGUUUAGCAUUUAAAGAAGACUAUCAUGUGGGAUAUGGAAACCCUCAACUAGAAAAUGCAUCACAGAAUUCACAUUCUCUUAUAGACGGUAGUAGUUCAGUUGAUCAUGAUGCACCGUUUUUCCCAGAAAUGAUGUUUACGUUCAAUUGUGUUCCUGAGAGUGCACUUCCACAUAUGAAUAGAGAGCAAGACGACCCAAAGAUUGAAUUUUAUGGAGUUCUUGACAUGUUGCCACAGGUAAUGACUAGGAGUCCUGUUAUGCUUGAGAGGCUUGGUAUAAGACCUGAAUACCUUAGCAUGGAUCAAGGAGGAAGCUUACAUCGUGGUAACAAUGAGGCUGCAGGGGACAAAAGUUGUCUCACUCAUGAGCAAGCGGUGCAGUUAUCUCAAAAGGUUAUAGCCCGGAUACUGACAAAUGUAGGAUUUGAAGGUUCCUCCGAAGUUCCAAUUGAAGUUUUCUCUCAGUUGCUAAGUUGUCAUAUCCGUAAAUUGGGUAGCAGCUUGAAAGUUCUUACUGAUAGUUACAGAAAGCAGUUUUCAGCAAUUGAACUAUUGAAGAUGUUCCUUCAAACAGUGGGAUAUAGUAAUUUUGGCCUCUUAGCUGAUCAAAUAAAGGAUGGCUCCCGGAGUUUUCAUCAACAAAAUCAGCAGCAAAUUCAUGGAAUGCAGCCACAGCACCAGAACCCUAUUAGGCUACCCCAACAAAUAUUGAGACAGAUGCAUCCAAUGCAGCAAAUGCAGCAGAUUCAGCAAAUACAGCAAUUGGCACAAUCCAAAAAUUUGUCGUUUCAGCAACAGCAACAGUUAGAAAGAAUGCGAAGACGUCAACAAUCCACGCCUCGUGCAGGCAUGGACAUGGUACAAGACAGACCAAUGGUCCAGGUCAAGAUUGAAGCUCCAUCAGAGUCAUCCAUGGAUAGUAAUGCCUUCAACAGUUUCAAUAACAGACAUCCACAAAUGCAGUUCAGGCAGCAGCAAAUUCCUGCAAUGUCGAAUCCUACAAUGCAAAAUGUCCCUGCUCAGUCAGGGAAUCAGUUUAGACAGACGUCUGCUUCAGAACUUGCACAAAUUCAAUCACAAACUCUCAUGUGUGCAGGAACGCCAGUGUUCUUAGGGCUCGACCAGUGAAAGUUGAAGGUUUCCAGGAAUUAAUGGGUGGAGAUGCUUCUUCGAGACAUGAUUCAGAUGAAAAUAGGCUGACCUCCCCAAAAUAGCUCCCCCUCAUCAAGUAAAUAACUUGGCAGCACUCGAAGAGUCAGUAUACACUCCACAUUUGUUCAUGCUACCUGUUAUAACCUUCCUAUCCAUGUGUUACAUAUGUUGUAAAAGCAUGUUCACUCUGUAUACUAACUCAUGCUUCUGUCAUGAUAGUUUUACAACAGCAAGGAACUUCUUAAAAAGUGUUCAACUUAUUUGUUGGAUUAGUAAAAUGACUGAUAAAUUAACCAGAAAUGA
This is a messenger RNA of Argentina anserina (silverweed cinquefoil), 2067 nucleotides long. RefSeq lists its product as uncharacterized. Bases 7 to 1740 code for a protein of 577 amino acids. The record is from RefSeq and is a predicted model, not a curated record. Gene Ontology annotation, molecular function: protein heterodimerization activity. The transcript is spliced from 6 exons. NCBI's taxonomy places the organism in Eukaryota, Viridiplantae, Streptophyta, Magnoliopsida, Rosales, Rosaceae.